UCGGAGCAAAUUAAUUUCAAUUUUUGAUUCUACAAAUCCAUGUGUACUUACUCGAAAAAUUCUAAUUUUCUUAAUGUUAGGUACUCAAAAUGUGGAACCUUCAUACAUAUGUGCCUAUGUAAUUCAAUUGUAAGGCGGAACGCUUCUUCACACUGUUGAAACGAACAUGUAUACAUUCUACAUUACAUGGAUAGUAUCAUUCGCUUCCUAUUGCUCUAGUCUUACUGAGACCUCAGAACUCAUCGUCAGUUGGGAUUCUGAAAAUAAGACUCGAUGCGAUACGUACACGUACACGCAAACUCACGAAAUAAACUAUAUAUGGGCCAUUCACGAAUUCACACAACAGCAGACAUUCGGUACUAAGAUUUUAUCACCCAUUUUACGUACACCCACAACUAAUAGAUAUCAAUGGCGAAUUGAAUUUAUAUUCGUACCUAAUCGCACCGCAAACGGAACUGAAGCAAUCGCUAUUCGUAUAUUUCUAUCGAACAGCAGUGCGGUUGAAGAGAUGUUAGCAAUGACCAAUGUUGGAUUCGUGCGUGUAAAUGCGACUGAAAAACAAAUUCUAAUCGAUCUAAAUAAUACGAAGCUGCAAAAGUUCACAAAGGGAGAGGCGGGUGUACGAUCGACGAGUUACUUAUGCAGAAAAACUCAUCUUUACAACUGUAACUUACUCCAAAACGACACCUUGACGCUUUUAAUCCAGAUUAGGCCUAAAUGGUCAUCCGAACCAUCAAUAAGGUUACCUAAUACGAGUAUUUGUGCGGCCGACUCUGCGUCUACGUCUACACCCGAGACGACCAUCAUCAAGCGUAAUCUUUCCGAAAACUUGGAAUCGAUGCUGGAAAAUGCGAAAUUCGCCGACGUCGUGUUCGUACCGAAAGGUAGCAAUUAUCCGACUCGUGAAGCGAUUUUGGGCGCACGUACUCCGGUUUUCGCUGCCGUGUUUCAAGAAGAAGAUUCCAAAAAUGCAUCGUCGAAAAAAAUCCAAAUAAACGUAACGCACAUAAACGAAAAAUUCUUACGAGAAAGCGUCAGCUAUUGGGGGAACUUACGGUAAAAUUAUUUGAAGCUGCUUCUACGAGUAGAUAUGGCUGUGGAUUGAGAAAAAUUCGCGAUCAAACGCUCCGUAAGACUUGGAUGGAUGGAUGGUUGGUGAGGAAAGAUGUAAACAAGUCCGUAGUGUCGAAAAAUAAUACGAGUACGUCGACGAAUUACAUAAAGUAGUUCCAAAGGCAAAUUCGAGGAGGGGAACGAUGCGAAAAAAUGCAAUCACUCGGGGUCAACUGUGCAAAAUUUGGUAAAACAAAUUUUCUUAAACGACGACGCGACGCAUCGGUACACAAUUUUGUAUCGCUAUUUUAAAAUUUCACUCGUGUAAAAAAUUACAAAUUCUCGAUUCA
Planococcus citri (citrus mealybug) is the source of this 1403-nucleotide messenger RNA. Its product is annotated as speckle-type POZ protein-like. The transcript has 2 exons. Gene Ontology annotation, biological process: proteasome-mediated ubiquitin-dependent protein catabolic process; regulation of proteolysis. Lineage: Eukaryota; Metazoa; Arthropoda; Insecta; Hemiptera; Pseudococcidae. Gene Ontology annotation, molecular function: ubiquitin protein ligase binding. Gene Ontology annotation, cellular component: nucleus; cytoplasm. The coding region runs from base 167 to 1060 and encodes 297 amino acids. The record is from RefSeq and is a predicted model, not a curated record.